AUGAACACAGAUACAUGCGCUCGGCAUCCCGUCGCGUGCGCGUGGGCACUCGCGUUUGGGCUUCUGCGCCCUCACGCUGCGUCCAGGCAGGUUCGCCCGUCUUCCCGUGGGGGCGCCCUCAACGCGGCGCCUCCGCCUUGUCUUGUCUUCUGUUCCCCGACCACCCAACCCCGCCCUUCACCGGACAUCGCCACCGCUCUGCUGUACGCGAGCCUGCCUCACACUUUCACACGUCCCCCACCCUCAGCCGCGCCAGCCAACGACGCCCUUCUUUUGAAAGCCGACGACCCGCAGGCCUUCCCGCCUCCCUCUGCUGUCCCCUUGGAGCCUGCGCUACGCCUUCCCUGCGCCCCCUUCGCAACCCCUGCGGCCCCCCCCCCCCCGCCCCCCUCAGGCUUCCACGCGCUAGCAGUCUCAUCAUAG
Besnoitia besnoiti is the source of this 423-nucleotide messenger RNA. Its product is annotated as GAF domain-containing protein. The record is from RefSeq and is a predicted model, not a curated record. Lineage: Eukaryota; Apicomplexa; Conoidasida; Eucoccidiorida; Sarcocystidae. The coding region runs from base 1 to 423 and encodes 140 amino acids. The transcript has a single exon.